This is a messenger RNA of Varanus komodoensis (Komodo dragon), 874 nucleotides long. It is a transcript of the gene SCO2, whose product is annotated as protein SCO2 homolog, mitochondrial. The transcript is spliced from 2 exons. Gene Ontology annotation, biological process: mitochondrial respiratory chain complex IV assembly. The record is from RefSeq and is a predicted model, not a curated record. Lineage: Eukaryota; Metazoa; Chordata; Lepidosauria; Squamata; Varanidae. Bases 1 to 621 code for a protein of 206 amino acids.
AUGCAGCCUGGGAAGGAUUCAGGUCGGGAAGGGUCUGCCCUGGCUCCGAGGACCUGGGCUCUGAAGGCGCAGGAGGCGCGGGCGCGGCGCCUGGCGGAGCUGCGCCGGGCGGCCGUCGGGCAGGGCGACUUCCGCCUGCUGGACCACGCCGGGCGGCCGUGCUGCAAGGCCGACCUGCGCGGCCGCUGGGUGCUGCUCUACUUCGGCUUCACGCGCUGCCCGGACAUCUGCCCCGAGCAGCUGGAGAAGAUGAGCCGCGUGGUGGAGCUGCUCGACCGGGAGGCGCGGCUGCCGCGCGUCCAGCCCGUCUUCGUCACGGUGGACCCCGAGCGGGACGGCGUGGAGGCCGUGGCCAGGUACGUGCGCGAGUUCCACCCGCGGCUGCUGGGGCUCACCGGGACCCCCGAGCAGGUGCGCGAGGCCGGCCGGGCCUACCGCGUCUACUACAGCGCCGGGCCCCGCGACGAUGACGGCGACUACAUCGUGGACCACACGGUGAUCCUGUACCUGCUCGGCCCGGACGGGCUGUUCGUGGACUACUACGACCGGUACAAGACGGAGGCCAAGAUUGUGCAGAGCAUCAAGGGCCACAUGGAGACCUACGAGAGCCUCGUGGGCUGAGCCGGCCCCGCGCCCCGGGGCGCAGCUGAGCGCGCAGGAGCCCCGGUUCCUCCGGGAGCGGGGCAGCCGUGUCCGUGGACUUCUUGCGGCCCUUCGAAGAGAACCGCCUUGCGGCCCUUGCGGCCCUUCGAAGAGAACCGCAGCUUUUGCGCUCGGGUGUGCCUGCCGCCUCACUGCGCUGCCGUGGAACAUGCGUGCGGAUGGGACUAUUCUUGCAAACUUUGAUUUAUAAAUGUUCGAUUUAUUUUGUGCA